Messenger RNA from Sesamum indicum (sesame), 1577 nucleotides. It is a transcript of the gene PRFB3, whose product is annotated as peptide chain release factor. The record is from RefSeq and is a predicted model, not a curated record. Lineage: Eukaryota; Viridiplantae; Streptophyta; Magnoliopsida; Lamiales; Pedaliaceae. Gene Ontology annotation, molecular function: translation release factor activity. Gene Ontology annotation, biological process: translational termination.
GUAGCGGUACGUGCCCGACACUGGCGCCACUCGCGAGUUUCAACUCCGAACUCCCAAAGGCCAACAGCACUCAUCAUAGUAUAGUACAACUCCUAAAUUUAAGAUUCGCGAACGUGUUUUCCGGCGGCGGACAUUCAUCUGUUCUCUACAACCCUUUAUACCAUACAUGAAAAUGGCGGCUGAAUCUCUCCGCCCAGGAUUUUUUAAUGAGGCCCAGUUCAAGAAUCGUGGGAGCUUCUCAAGUUAUUAUCCAAAAAUGCGUGCUUCUGCAAGUUUCAGCUCAAGAGCUUUUCGGGCUUCUCAAGAACCUCUUGAUGAUGACAAGAACAAGUUCUACAAAGAACUGGGUAUGUUCUCCUUGAGGAAGAGAAUAGAAGAUUCUAUUCUCCGUGCGCAGAUGUUAGCACCGACAGCCUUGGAGCUUGAAGAAGCGAAGCAUGUCAAUCAGGAAGAAGUUGUUCGUGAUUAUGACUUAUGGGAUGACCUAAGUAAAUCAAAUGAAAUCCUUAUCAAACUGGCCGAUAGUGCUAAGGUGGUCGAUACUCUUAGGGAUCUUAAGUAUAAGGCAGAGGAAGCUAAACUCAUCACAGAGCUUGCAGGGGUGGAUGCUAUUAAUUAUGCACUUUUUAAGCAAGCAUACAGUGUUUCUUUGGACGUAAACAAGUUUCUGGAUAAGUAUGAGAUGUCCAAGCUUCUUAAGGGGCCAUAUGACACGGAGGGAGCAUGCAUCACUCUUGAAUCCAGACAUGGAGACAUUUACUCUGAGAGAUGGGUAGGACAACUCACACAGAUGUACAUGAAAUGGGCUGAAAGGCAGGGCCAUGCAGGGAGGAUAGUAGAGAGAUGUCCUUCCAAUAAUGGUGGUCUCAGGUCUGCUACGAUUGAACUAGAAUUCAGAUUUGCUUAUGGCUAUCUAUCAGGGGAAAGAGGGGUCCACUCUGUGAUUAGAAAUUUUGAGAAUAACAGUGGCCAUCGUGAGGCUACUUUGGCAUCAGUGGAUGUGAUUCCUCUAUUCAUUGAAUCAUCUCCUGAUCUGUCAAUUGAUGACAAGGAUAUACUCGUUUCGUACCCUUCACAUUGUGAGGACAGUCCAUGUCGGACUUCACCAGCUGUUCAUGUUCAGCACAUACCAACAGGUUUAGAAGUUCGAUCCACGGGUGAAAGGAGUCGCUUUGCAAACAAGGUAAAAGCAAUCAACCGUUUGAAGGCUAAACUUCUCGUUCUUCUAAGGGACCAAGGACUAUCUAGCGUAAAUAGUAUCAAGAAAGGUGCUACAAGGGCUACGUCGAGUCAAGAAACUCGGAAGUAUGUGCUGCGGCCGAGCAAGAUGGUGCAUGAUCUGAAGUGUGGUGUUCAGCUUCCUGAUGUAAAUGCUGUUUUAAAUGGAAAUCUUGACCCUCUUAUUGCUGCUCACAUCAAUUCUAGACAAUCUAGUAUUUGUCAAUAAACCAGCUUAGCUUGUUCUGUCCAUUCCAGAGAUGGUUUCUUCUGCUUGGAUUCUUGAUGCCACCAUUUGGGACAAUGAGUUUUGGUCUUUUACCACUUUUUGAUAUGAAGUGAUCUCAUUUUUCCUUCUU